ACACACAACAUACACAACAUAGUACGCUCAUGGAUGUCGUCAUAGCACACAGCUUCUCAAGCUGACACUGGUUUCUUUAUUCAUAGUGUCCUUCAAUUUGCUGUUGAUGGCCGAGACAUUGAUGACCUCAUUUGUGUGAUUAAACUUUGUUGAAUGUGCUGACAACAAAAUCACCCAAAAAUGAUCCAUGAAAAUCAAAUGUAUCAACCCAUGGAGGCCUGGACUUGGAGUUAUCGUCAAAAUGAAAGUGGAAAAAACACGCCACAGGCUGAUCCAACUUAUAUGUAUCCAAGACGAUCCCAGCCAUGAACACCGGUGAAGACCAAUAUUCUCUCCUCCAGGAGCUUCUGAGUAACUUCGACAUGACGUACGACCCGAGCUAUGUGCAGAGCGAAAGUGUUAAACUGUGCGACAAGUCGUACGUCAAUCUCUUCGGCUCACAAUUCAACCCGGUGUUCUGCUAUGUCAACUUCAUCCUGAGUUACCUGGGCAACGGCUUGGUCCUCUACAUCAUCUUCAAAUAUGAGAAGCUCAACACGGUGACAAACAUCUUCCUGCUCAACCUGGUGCUCUCCAACAUCCUCUUCGCCUCCAGCCUCCCCUUCUGGGCCACCUAUCAUCAGUCCGAGUGGGUUUUUGGUGCCGUGUUGUGUAAGAUGGUGAGCAGCGCCUACUUCAUUGGCUUCUACAGCUCCAUACUCUUCCUCACGCUUAUGACUUUUGAUCGCUACCUGGCGGUGGUUCAUGCGGUGGCGGCUGCCAGGAGCAGGAAGAGGAGCUACGCGGUGGUUUCUUCCGUGGUGGUGUGGUGUGUUAGUAUGUUAGCCAGCGUCAAGGAGCUGGUUUUCCAGAACGUGUUUGAGAGUCAAUCCAAUGGACUAGUGUGUGAGGAGUCCGGGUACUCGGCGACAACCAUGGCCUUCUGGCGCCUGGUCAGCUACUACCAACAGUUCCUUAUGUUCUUCCUGCUCCCUCUCCUCAUGGUGACGUACUGCUACAUCAGCAUCACCAUCCGCAUCCUGUCCACCCGCAUGAAAGAGAAAUGCCGCGCCAUUAAGCUCAUAUUCAUCAUCAUCUUCACCUUCUUCAUAUGUUGGACCCCCUACAACAUUGUCAUCCUCCUCCAAGCCAUACGGAGCACUGACACAGAAGAGCGAUGCGACGACGCCAAUAAGCUGGACUACGCCAUGUUUGUAACACGUAACGUAGCCUACCUGUACUGCUGCAUCAGUCCAGUCUUCUACACCUUCGUGGGCAAGAAGUUCCAGAGUCACUUUAAAAGAAUGCUCGCCAAGAAAAUCCCGUGUUUGGGGAGACGCUUCAGUCUCAGCAGCCAGAGCACCCGAUCCACGUCACAGAGGACGCCGCAUUCCGAUAACGAGUACUAGAUAAAGCUUUGUCAAGGGUGUCCAAACUGCAAGCCACUACUCCUUUAAUCUGAUCAAAUGAAACAAGCCCGACAUUAUUAAGUAGUACAGUAAACCUCGGAUAUAUCGGAUUCAAUUGUUCCCAUUGGUUUUGUCCGAUCCGUUAUAAAAUCCGUUAUAAAAAAUCCGAUAUAUGCAAUGAUUUUUUAUUGGAAAUGCAUUACAGAAAAAUUGGUUCUUUUUUAUCUGUCCGUUGUGAGCGAAUUUCUGAUAUAUCCGAGUCCGAUAUAUCCGAGGUUUACUGUAUUUUGGCCACACCGAAAAAUAUAUCAGUGAAAAUAGCCCCCCCAAAAGCAAGCCAGGUACUGUACCUGUACAUCUUCCAGUAUACGUUCUUUGCUGAUUGUCACGUAUCUCAUCAUUUUUGCACAGUGGAUUCCCGACUCAGCAUGAUAAUAUUUUAUUUUUUUAUCAAUCUCAUUCACCCGAUGUCGCUAACGUAUAAAAUGUACAACAAUCAUGUAGCACUUGUAAAAAUAACUCAACUUUGUGUUAGUGUUGAAAUGUCACACUUUGUACGGCUGGCCUUGAACGCAUCAUAGUUGUGUGCCUUGAUGCAAAAUUGAUCUUAAGUAAUAUGAUCAAAUGUAUACACGUUUGUUCCCAAUGUUAAAUGUAAAACUGCCUAAUAUUUUUUUUUGAUAUUGUUGAUAUUGUGUUGUGCAAGUGUGUUUGACAAGCAGAGUAGCACCCAGAAAUAAAAGGGGUGUACAUUAAACGCAUCUUAGCACCAUGGCACACACAAAUAGAGGUCAUUCAGUCAGCCACAACAAGGUGCACUUGUGUUCCUAUAACAAAAAUACUAAAACCGUUUCACAGUUAAACAUAAUUGAUGCUGAAAACCAGACUGUGCAAAUACUCUCAAGGGAUAUUAAAUGAUGCUUUCAAUGCCAGCUGUACACUGGUGACUCUAAAGGAUAUCCAUGCUUCAUUUCGAAUAGUAUUAAAUAAGUGUCAUAAAAAUGAUAAAAAUGGUUGAGGGGUGAUAGAGGGUACAUAUGCUUAUGA
This is a messenger RNA of Doryrhamphus excisus (bluestripe pipefish), 2435 nucleotides long. RefSeq names its product chemokine (C-C motif) receptor 12a (gene ccr12a). Gene Ontology annotation, cellular component: membrane; external side of plasma membrane. Gene Ontology annotation, molecular function: C-C chemokine binding; C-C chemokine receptor activity. The record is from RefSeq and is a predicted model, not a curated record. Gene Ontology annotation, biological process: immune response; cell chemotaxis; calcium-mediated signaling. NCBI's taxonomy places the organism in Eukaryota, Metazoa, Chordata, Actinopteri, Syngnathiformes, Syngnathidae.